Alligator sinensis (Chinese alligator) is the source of this 4945-nucleotide messenger RNA. It is a transcript of the gene PTPN2, whose product is annotated as protein tyrosine phosphatase, non-receptor type 2. Gene Ontology annotation, molecular function: protein tyrosine phosphatase activity. Lineage: Eukaryota; Metazoa; Chordata; Crocodylia; Alligatoridae. Gene Ontology annotation, biological process: protein dephosphorylation. Bases 102 to 1445 code for a protein of 447 amino acids. The transcript has 10 exons. The record is from RefSeq and is a predicted model, not a curated record.
UAUAAGCAAGCCAUCAGGAUAUUUCCCUUCUGAUCUGGGGACCACGUGUUCUAUCACAUGGAUAGAAUUAACAGUUGGAGUAAUGGAAAUAAUCCUCCAACAUGGAGCAGCUCAAACAGGUUGUAGGUAUGAUUAGCUAUGAAAUUCGGCAUAACUCAAACGACCAUCCUCAUAGAGUUGCAAAAUACCAGGAAAACAGAAAUCGAAAUAGAUACAGAGAUGUCAGCCCAUUCGAUAAUGUACCAAUAAAUAUAACGUGCCUUCAGCACACGCGCACCUACAGCAUGGAUAUGGCCAGGAAUACAGCCAGGCUACAUGGAGAGCAGUGCCCUGCAGAUGAUCAUAGUCGUGUAAAACUGCAGAACACGGAGAAUGACUAUAUAAAUGCCAGCUUAGUAGUAAUAGAAGAAGCCCAAAGAAACUAUAUUUUAACCCAGGGUCCACUUCCUAAUACUUGUUGUCAUUUUUGGCUAAUGGUAUGGCAACAAAAGACCAAAGCAGUUGUUAUGCUAAACAGAAUUGUUGAAAAAGACUCGGUAAAAUGUGCACAGUACUGGCCAACAAAAGAAGAGGAAGUCAUGAUGUUCAAGGAAACAGGAUUUCGUGUGAGACUAGUAUCUGAAGAUAUCAAAUCCUAUUACACAGUACAUCUACUUCAAUUAGAAAAUAUCAAUAGUGGUGAGUCCAGGAUGAUAACUCACUUUCAUUAUACUACGUGGCCAGACUUUGGAGUCCCUGAGUCCCCAGCUUCAUUCCUCAACUUCUUGUUUAAAGUUAGAGAAUCUGGGUCGUUGAAUCCUGAACAUGGACCUGCCGUAAUUCACUGUAGUGCAGGUAUUGGACGUUCUGGCACAUUUUCAUUGGUAGACACCUGUCUUGUCCUGAUGGAAAAAAAGGAUCCCUUUUCUGUAGACAUAAAGAAAGUAUUAUUAGACAUGAGGAAAUAUCGAAUGGGGCUUAUUCAGACACCUGACCAAUUAAGGUUUUCAUAUAUGGCUGUAAUAGAAGGAACAAAAUUUAUAAUGGGAGAUUCAACUAUACAGAAACGAUGGAAAGAACUUUCUAAAGAGGACCAAGCACCAAGUUCUGAGCACUCUCCUCCGCACCCAACCAAAAUAAUUACAGAAAAGUACAAUGGAAAUAGUGUGGGCUUAGAAAAACAGGAGCAAAUGGGGGAAAAAAUAAAUACAGACCUGUCCACCAAAGUGCAAGAUGCUGUGGAUGGAAACACAGAAAGUACUGUUCGGAAACGCCUUCGAGAGGAUAGAAAGGCUAACACGGCACAGAAGCUGCAGCAGAUGAAACAGAAGUUAAGUGAAACUGAACGAAAAAGGAAAAGGUGGUUAUAUUGGAAACCUAUUCUCAUUAAGGUUAUGUUUGGUACAUUGAUUUUAUUUGGAGCUGUUUCUUGCUGGAAAAUGUAUUUUCAAGAGCAUUCCUUGUAAGUAAACAAGUGAGCUUGUCUGCAUUAGCAGUUAAUUAUGCUGCAAGUUAGUUGUUAGGGGUUUGCCAUUCAUCAGCAAACUUCUUACACCUAAAUUGGUGCAGAAGUUUAAAUGUUAACUAGAUAAGUGAUGUAAACUGAUCACAAGUCAACAUCUCAGGACUUCUCACUGCAGGUACUUCUGAAACCAAACAGCAAAUUGCUAUCUGAAUAAAGUGGUUCAUUUUUGUUAAACAGGUACAAGUUUCCUGCAAAUGUAUUUAUACACUUUUUAAAAUAGUUUUCCACCAAAUCUACAAGACAGACCCUGAGCCACAAAGUUUUAACUACUGAGGCUGUCUUAAUUUACACCUGACAUAAGCAAUAAACAGUGUUGUAUCAUUUACAUUAUUAAUGCAAAGAGGCUAUCCUUACAUGUGUGUAAUGUGUAAUGUACUAUGAACAUGGGCAUAAACAUUUUAUAUUCUUAUGACCUAGGAUAAAGAUAUUUUAUAACUGCGUAUUUAAUCUUACUUUUGUAGUUAACUGUACUUUUAAAGCUCAGUUUGUACAAACUCUUUGACCAAGAAAGAAUCUGAUUUUGAAACGAAUGUAAAGCAUAAUGUGUGCAUUACAGUAGUUAACAGUGCAUCCAUUCCCCGUAUUUCAAGACUUUUGAUAUGAGCAGCUAGGGGUCUGAUGAACCACUUACUUGUUCUGUAAGUUGCAUUCCUUAUUUAUUUUUUCUAUUUUUUGCAAUUUAUUUAAAUAGUUUACUUCUGAGGGGUUUUUUGGUUUAAAGAUUGUGGGAAACUUAACUCCCCCUUACCUAAAGGCAAACUGUUAAACUGGUGAAUGGAAGUUGUAUUCAGACUUCAGCUACUGUUUGAAGCCCUAGCUUUGUUAAAGUUGACAUUCCAUUAAAUGUGAAACAUGAUAUUUUGCGUGUGUGAGUUGCAUUCCUCGUAGUAAUUAAGAUCUAAUGGAAACAUAUGGCAACUUAAAACCGAUUCAUUCUUAAAUGAAAAUACUGGGUACCAAGUAUAGAUGCUAUUAGUUGUUGCUGAAUUUAGAUCCUAGUAAUUGAGCCCAAUCUUAAUUGAGUUUGCCAGACCUUUAUAAGGUACUCUUUAAGUUGCCUAACAUCAUAAUCAGCCUGACGGUUAACUGCUUUGUCAAGAAUAGCAAAUGAAGGGAGUACUGGCACCUAGAUCACUUUAUAACCAUGAAGUAUAAACUUUGCACUGUUUUGUGUGGAAAUUUGUAUCCAGUAGUUAUUUUCCCAGCUCCAUAUGCAAUUACCUGUUUUCAUCUGAGGAUGGAAGCAGUCUAGUCUAGUGGCUAGAGCACUGUGUUGCAGCUGAGGGCAUUGGUUUCCAGUCCUAGGUCUGCCACUGCUGAGUGACUAUGGGCAAGUCAGUAUCUCUGGGCUUUUAUGUCCACAUCUCUUAAAUGAUAACAAUGACACUUACCUCCUUUGUAAAGUAUUUUUGAGCUUUACUGAUGAAAAGUGCAAUAUAUGUUAAGCAUAUAGGUUAGUCUCAUCCAAAGAAGUGAGUAACUUGAGGCUUCCAUUGUCUGCAAGCUCUGAAACAAGGGACCCAGACUUGAGUAUGACCUACUGUUGCACAGACACAAAGAUAUUUUCUCAUUGAAUUGCAGUGGGUACACAGGGAACUCCAGAUGGUGCUGAUAGAAGCUCAUUGUGCAAUUCCCCUGCUCUUUAUAAAAGAAUUAUAAGUAGGGACCUACUCAAAUCGCAAUUGCAUGGAUUUCACAGAAAUCACGAAACCAGUUGAUCUCCAUGAAAUCCACAGGGGAAAAAACACAAAACAACAUUUUACUAAAAAAAAAAUGCUGGUUCACUAGUGGGAGCCAGUAGUCCUUCCUGCCAUGCAGCCUGGCAUGAAGGGGGGCUGCCAGCAUACAGGUGAGCAGGCAAGAUGGCUCACACCCCUUGCUGCUCUGCCUCUUUUCAUUGGUCAGUGGCAAUGGGUGGGGCCAUUUGAUGGGCAGCCCUCUCCACCAAUCAGCAGUGGAGGGCAGGACCACCCCCCCCCCCCAAAAAGCAAUCAGAGGCAUGGUGGGACCCCACUGCAGUAAACCUGUGAAAAUGGCAGCAGACCCUGCAAUCUGUCCAUAAAGUUGGCUGAUGCUGCUUGGAGUUGGGUAGACCCCUAAUUAAAAGUCAAGUAUAGUGUCUUAAAGAUCCAUGGUUUUGAGCACUGUGCAUUUUGCCACUAAAGCAGAAUAGUAAUUGGUACUGUGACACUGGUCAAUUGUGGAGCUGUGGUAUGGUCAAGAUGAAAUAUCUGUUAUGGUAUAUACUAGUCAAUAGACAGCCUUUUAAGGGUAAAAUCAUAAAUUUCAAUAUAUAAAACUUAAAUCUCAAGCCAUGAAAGAGAAAAAAAAUGGUCUUUUUAUCAGAACAGUUGGAGAUAUUUUCUCUGGCAUCUUUAAAUUAGUAAUGGUGGAUGCCCAGGAGGGUAAUGGGAGAUGGAUCACUCUGACUAGCUCAGUGCUCUCCCUCUGGCAUCCAUUUCUGCCAUUAUUGGAGAUGGCAUACCAGGCUAAGUAGACCAUUGGUCUGACCCAGUAUGGCACUUGUGUUCAUUAGGAUGACUCUGAUGUAAUGAAUUCCUAAUUUUUAACUUGUGUCUAUAUUAAAAGUGAAGUGUAUUAGUCUUUCUAGCAUAGCUUGCCCCAGAUUUGACAAAAGUCCUUUCCAUUAACUAUAAAGUAUCUGACAAGGAUUGUUUUCUGUUUGUUGGAAAACAUGCAGGGUAACGAAAUAUUAUUGUAAAAUAGAAUAAAAAACUAGGUCUUAUUGUUUCAAAAUGUUUAAAGGAAAUCAGUUGAGAGAAAAAUUCCCCUUUACUGAAACUGUCAUGAUUUAUUUCUUGACUCCUCAGUUUUUCAGGGAGAUUUUUCUAGGCCUUCUCUGCUUCCCUCUGACACCUACCUCCAACUGCAGCUCUUCAGGUCUGCAGUUAAAUUAUCUCCCUGCCUCCAUCUUAAAUUCUGGCUCCUUUGCAUCAAUUUGGAGCAGGCUGUUGUGAAUAGUUGUAACUUCUCACAUUCUAGUUACUGUUCUUGACUCCAUAAAUGAACAUUAGCAAGUUAGUUUGAUUCCUGGGUAAGCUUUUGCUUCUUGGUUGGUUUGGCUGCAUCAUUAACAGCCAGACCAGGAAGACAUUCAUAAUAAUUAAUAGAGCACAAACCACCAAUAGCAUUAAUUUACAUUUUAAUGUGAUUGAGGAAGAAAUUUAAGGAAUUCCAUGAAAGAAUUCUGGGUGACAUCCUAGCUGCAUUAAAACGAAUUGCCAAAUGCUCACUCCAGUCAGACUAGACUUUCUUUUUCUUAAGGUUUUAGAAAAUUACAACAGUCUAAGCCACGUGAUAUAUUGUUGUUGUUUCCAUGGUGCUUGACAGUCAUAAGAGCACUUACUUUUAACAUAACAGUUUCCAUUUAUUAGACUGUGAAAUGCCAACUGGCAUGCUAGGUUCUGAAAUUAUCUUGAG